GUUCAAGUCAAGCGCGGACGCCUCUGGCGUGCGAUGCAAGGCUUGCUAGGCCGCGAGCCUAGGUGCACCGGCGGCACUCUUCGAUCGUCGUCUCGUCUUGGCGCAGAAGGGUGCAGUGGGAAUGACUAACCCACCAGUCGGACUCUUCCUCGCAGGGACUGUGCUGCUCGUCGGGGUUCCCCGCAGCGUGAGCGACGUGGUGCACGUGAACUACGGCUACUUCAGGGAGUCCGCAGGCCACCUGUGGACCUACGCCAUCGACGCCCACUCCUGGCACGACGUGGAGACGAACACCACGUACAGGUACACCUUCUGGCCCCAGACGUCGGGCGGCAAGGUGAUCGAGAAGCUCCAGAACGGCGAGCUCGACAUGGCGCACCUCGGCAACGCGCCCUGGGGCGCCGGAGCGACGCGCGGGAUCCCGGCGAAGAUGGUGUACGUGAUUCACUCCAAGGACCCGAUAAGAGCCAGAACCUGGUCACGAGGCAAGGUAUCAACACACCCAUGGAUUUGAAGGGCAAGCGGCUCGCAUACAUUCAAGGCUCGACGACCCACUACAUGUUGGAGGGUUUUUUAGAGCAGACGGCGCUCUCUGUUUCUGACCUGGAAUGGGUGGGGCACAUGACUGCCGCCGACCAGAAAGCUGCCUGGGACAAGGGCACGAUCGACGCUGGAUACAUGUGGGGAC
Molecule: messenger RNA, 688 nt
Organism: Prorocentrum cordatum
Lineage: Eukaryota; Dinophyceae; Prorocentrales; Prorocentraceae
Source: the annotation of a GenBank genome assembly